Messenger RNA from Musa acuminata AAA Group (dessert banana), 1497 nucleotides. Its product is annotated as homeobox-leucine zipper protein HOX13-like. Bases 403 to 1206 code for a protein of 267 amino acids. Lineage: Eukaryota; Viridiplantae; Streptophyta; Magnoliopsida; Zingiberales; Musaceae. The record is from RefSeq and is a predicted model, not a curated record. The transcript is spliced from 3 exons. Gene Ontology annotation, biological process: positive regulation of DNA-templated transcription. Gene Ontology annotation, cellular component: nucleus. Gene Ontology annotation, molecular function: DNA-binding transcription factor activity, RNA polymerase II-specific; sequence-specific DNA binding.
UAUAUAGACUCCAUAUACUACUGAGUCACACAGCUCUCUCUCUCUCUCUCUCUCUCUCUCUGAGUCUUUAGAUUUUAUUGGGUUGAGAGCAAGAUUGCAGAUCCAUAGGGUGCAGAAGAUUCAGAGGAAAAAGCUUUCCACCUGAUGAUGGACACACAAGGAGAAGAGAAGAUGGGCAAGAACAAGGACAGGGAAGAGCUACGUUGGCACUCAACUAGCUUGCUUUCAGCCAAGCCUUCUCCCUCCUACCACCCUGUUCUCUCUUUCCUACAGCAUCCAAACCCUCCCACAUCUUAAGGUCAUCCCUUAUCCCAUCAGCUUCAUUUCUGCUGCUCCGUUCUUCAAUCCUCCUUGCUAUAGCCCAUUAGUCCGAACAAGGACAAGAGAGAACACCAAAACAGUAUGAAGAGGCUCAGCAGCUCACACUCUUUUAAGGGUCCUCAAGGAAAAGAUGUCGGUCUUAUCUCCAUCCCCCCUUCAGUGGAAGAAAAGGGUAAGUACGAGGCCGUCCUUGUCGAUGGAAUUGAGGAGGUGGAGUGCGAGGAGGAAGAGGAGCUCUGCAGCAAUGGCCCGUCGGGGCUGGGGGAGAAGAAGCGCCGGCUCAGCGUGGACCAAGUCAAGGCUCUGGAGAAGAACUUCGAAGUGGAGAAUAAGCUAGAUCCGGAGAGGAAGGUGAGGCUGGCACGAGAUCUGGGCCUGCAGCCGCGGCAGGUCGCCGUCUGGUUCCAGAACCGCCGCGCCCGGUGGAAGACGAAGCAGCUCGAGCGCGACUACGGCGCGCUCAAGUCCCUUCACGACGACCUUAAGCUCGACUGCGAUGCCCUCCGCCGCGACAAGGAGCUGCUCCUAGCCGAGAUAAGGGAGCUCAAAGCCAAGCUCGCAGACACGGGGAUGGACGCAACGCAGUCUGAGAUCAUCAAAGCAGUAGAGGAGGCGAGAGCUCCAUUGAUCUACAAGGACGGCGCCUCAGACAGUGAUUCGAGUGUGGUGUUCAAUGAUGAAACAAGCCCUUAUGGCGGUCUGGUGUUGCACCAAAACUGUCUCAUGGAAUUCAAGCCUCGUUCUUCUUCCUUGUCCUUCGAGAACAAAGCCAUGGAUGAGGGGUUUCUAGGUGGAGACGAGCUUUGCAGCAGCUUGUUCUCGGAACAACCGGCACCAAGCCUCUCCUGGUACUGCUCGGAUCCAUGCGAGUACAAAGGGGAUUAGCUUUCCAAGCUGGAGGGAUAGGAAGAACGAGAGAGAGAGAGAGAGAGAUAAGAAGAAAGAGAAACCAAGACUAGGGUGGAAAGAGACUUGUCACUUUUUUUUCAUGUGGAAUUCUAUUGGAAGCAGCACUUCGAUGAGAGGAGGAUACAGUAAAAUAAAAGGUCAAUGUAGUGAUCCGAGAAGACCAGAAUUGAUGAGAGGGAGGUGGGGGGAGGAUUUAUUUGUCGGCAGUGGCAAGGGGAAUGUUCUUCACCAGCUUAGGAAAUAGUAAUUGAACUGUCCCUUUUCUUA